Molecule: messenger RNA, 1170 nt
Organism: Penicillium canescens
Lineage: Eukaryota; Fungi; Ascomycota; Eurotiomycetes; Eurotiales; Aspergillaceae
Product: class I SAM-dependent methyltransferase
Exons: 1
Coding region: 1-1170 (389 amino acids)
Biological process (GO): ergosterol biosynthetic process
Cellular component (GO): endoplasmic reticulum
Molecular function (GO): sterol 24-C-methyltransferase activity
Source: RefSeq, a predicted model, not a curated record
AUGGAAACCACACUCAUGGAAACACCACAGCACCCAGUGCGCGAUCGAGGAUCGGAAAGCGAUACCUCCGUCGAUGAGAUUGCGCAAGUGAAGCAGCAGAAUGCGCUGGCCUCACUAGGAAAACACGGCAAUUACCUCGACACGGCAUCCCCGAAGCGAUGGAAGACAUUCUGGUCGGCAUUCCGACACCUGGCGCAUCUCACCCCGAAAGAAGUGGACGAUUUCAUGGCCUCAUACGUCAUCUACAACCUCGACUGGUCAGAUGAAAAGCAAAUGACCGAAGCGCUGGGCCCGAACUACCAAGAAAAAGUCGGCGAUUGUCUAAAAUCAUACUACGGCGUCCUCAACCACCUCUGUGCCCUCGGCGACGUCGAGAAGAUGUACAUACCACCCUGGAUGAGCCGCAAAGCAAACUGCCUCGAGAACCAGAUCCUCUACGAGCGCUCCAUCGCACAGGAUAUCGGCCUCAAGGCCGGCGACAAGGUCUUGGAUCUGGGAUGUGGCCGUGGCCGCGUCGCCGCGCAUAUGGCGCAACAUACCGGCGCGCAUGUCACUGGACUUAACAUCGACCCGAACCAGGUCGAGCAGGCGACAAGCUAUAACAAACAGCUCGAAAAUAGCAACAACUUCGUCGUGCAGGAUUUCAAUGACUUGCCUCUGCCUUUCGCCAACGACAGCUUCGAUGCCUUCUACCAGAUCCAAGCGUUGAGUCUAUGCAAAGAUCUGACCGGGCUCUUCCGCGAGAUCUUCCGUGUCGUCAAACCAGGCUCGAAAAUCUCUCUGCUGGACUGGAUUAGUCUGCCGGAUUAUGAUGCCACGAACCCCGAACACGCCGAGCUGAUGCGUCGCGUUAAGCCGCUCAUCGGGGCGGUUGGUACACCCACGCAGGAGAGUCUAGAAAUUGCAUUGAAGGAAGCCGGCUUUGAGGUUGUGCGGUCGGAGAAUGCUAGCAUUGACGGACUUCAGGCGCCGCUGAUUGAUACCGUUGAUGUGUACUUCCGCACACUGCGCCAGGCUAUUCUGGCGCUUGUUAAGGUUCAUGUCUUGCCGCGCCAUUUCAAGACGCUUAUCAAUCGCCUUUGUCUUGACGGGCAGGCUUUUGUUAAGAUGGAUACCAUGCGGCUGGCUACAACGAGUUAUAGCAUCAUCGCGCAGAAGCCGAAGGCUUAG